Messenger RNA from Naumovozyma castellii, 1230 nucleotides. It is a transcript of the gene MLO50, whose product is annotated as Mlo50p. The coding region runs from base 1 to 1230 and encodes 409 amino acids. The transcript has a single exon. NCBI's taxonomy places the organism in Eukaryota, Fungi, Ascomycota, Saccharomycetes, Saccharomycetales, Saccharomycetaceae. The record is from RefSeq and is a predicted model, not a curated record.
AUGAGCACAAACUACAUCUCUCCCAGCAGGAAGCUGUUCCACGCAAGACACAAAUUAACAAGAAACCAACUACAGGACACGACAACAAACUCCAAUACAAAUGCUCGAGCAACAGAAACAACACGCACAGACUGGACUACCGCGCAUGAUAUCACGAUAGAUACGGACUCUGAACUUAUAGCAUAUGCUGUGCCAUUCAUCGUACCUAUGACUACCAACAAGAAGGCAUCGUCAUCGUCCACGGCGUCAUUCUCCCAGAACGGCAAUACGAGAUCGACAGUCUAUUCCGCUCGUUCGUCAUCUUUCCUUUCUGAAUCAUCCAUAUUCUCUUCCAAUACUUACGAGACUAAUGAGGAGGACUCGCUAUCGUAUAAAUUGAGAAAGAAUAUAAGUGUGGAUUCUUUAAUCCAAGACAAUAAACGUCGAAUGGCAGAACAUGAAGAAUCGCUACAAAUUUUCAAAGAGUCAACCACUUUACAAAGACAGGCAAGUCGAGAUUUACAAAAAUUAAAAUACGCCAACAGGGCCUUGCUAAGAAGGAAAUAUCAAUUGGAUCUAAUUUGGAAUGAUGUCAAGCAAAAUUGGGAUGACGAUACUAUAUUGAUGACGAUAAGGAAACGGUCAUUAGCAUGGUUCGGUCUACCGGUUGAAUUACGGUUUUCCAUAUACAACCUUUGCCUUUAUGAUACUCCAUCGUCCCGUGAAACGGUUCAGAGUGACUUGUACAUCGUCAUUGAAAGAUGCGUCAAGAUGAGAGCCAUGGCAAGGAGAAUAUGGUUUAAUUUUAAAAAUUAUGGUAAUGUGAACUGGCUUCUCGAGAACCAAACGACACCUUCCAAUCUAGAUUCGUCACACUCCACCAUUGAAAUGAAAUUUUUCCAAAGAUAUCAAGGUUUAUAUUAUCAUUUACGAGAUCAUUUGAAAUUGAACAUUUUCAUCGAUUUCUUAAAACCGCUGCUUUGGAGCUCUUUGAUUAAAGGUCUCAAUGGUCAUUUUUAUGAUGGUAUUGCAUUAGAAUUACUGGAUAUUCUAAUAUUUGCAAACUAUUAUAAUGAAUUAUCGAACAAGUUAUUGAAUGAGAUUCUCUUUGCAGUAUUGGAUCAAUGCUAUUUUAAAUUUUUCGUUAAUGAUUUUAACGAAUUACAAUAUCAACUGAACAUGUUCAAACCUGAUCUGGUUCAAAUAUUGGAAGCCAUAAGAAAAGAUCACGAGAAGCAAAUAACAAAAUGA